AUUGUAAAUUCAGUUUUCCCAUUACAGGAAUAAGUAACAUUUGGAAAUAUGUAGUCAAAUGGAAAAUGUUUAUUUAAAAUUGUAAUAAUUUCACAAUAACAUUGAUUUUACGAUAUAUUUGCAGCCUUUGUGGGCAUAAGAGACUUAAGAUAACUUAAAAAAAAAAAAAAAUCUUACUUGCCCCCCAAUUUUUGUUUGCAUUUAGUUUUUCUUAGGUUGCAAGAAGAUGCCCAGUUUGAGUCCUGGCUGUGUAGUGUUUGCACAUUCUCCAUUUGUGUUGGAGUGGAUGUUCUCUGCAUGCUGUUUUUCCCCACAAUCCAAAGACAUGCAUUGGACAAAAUACAUUCCCCAUAGGUGUGUGUGUGAGGACUGUCCAGUGUGUUCCCGUCUGUGCUCUAAGAAGCUAGGAUUGGCUCCAGCAUUCCCAUGACCCUACAGAGCAGAAGUGCUUCGGAGAAAGGAUGGAUGCAAAGUUGUCCAUAACCAGUAACUUUUGUGCCAUCAACAAUGUUUCUCAUGACUUGGGUGAUAUUUCUUACUGAACUUAAUACUUACUGAAAUAAUUACAUUUCACCAGGCCUGCACUGCAAAUGAUUUAAUUUUGAUCUAAAUAUGAUUCUAAAUAAAAAUAAUGGGUCAAGUCCUCCCUAGCCGUCUUCUUUUCAGCAUAAAGGUAUUCAUUAAACAUUUAGUAUUGUUUUUUGAACACUGUGAUGUUCACUGUGCUGUUGCUUUUAUUCUAAUGGACUUUAGAAUUCAAUUACAUUUAACACCAGUAAAUAUUUAGUUAAUCUAAUAAGCUAAAUGUGGCAGCGAUUAAUAUCAAAGCAAGUACCGGCACCUCUUUUUUUUCCCCCACUUUGAGCACCGAGAUGCAAACACUCAAGCUAGCUCACAUUAGAAUGCAUUGGCUUUCUUCUGGCUGUUUGCCACAUUCAGUCCAAUGCUCGGUUCCUUUUUUCCCUCAGUUGUCUUUGAGCACUGUUGUGCCUGCUGCUUUCAGAACCACGCAGCAGUUUCUCUGUUGUGAAAUAACAGAUGCAGCUUUGAUGAAUUGAUUGUUUUUAUCAAAUAAUAUGGAACCUGCUCGAAAUUGCAUUAAAAUGGUGUGGGUUGUACACAACGUACUAAGUAACUGCUUUUAUUAUGUCAAGCUUCGCCAUUUGUUGUGCACAAAUCUAGCAGAGACUAAAUAAAACCUCUUUUGGACUUGCAUUUCUAAGUCACAAUUCCUCUCCAUCACAGAGAUGCUGCGGUAAAGGUAAUGCGUAAAUACCUUUGAGUUGGACGAAGAUGUGCAUUAAGCAGACUUUACCCCACAAAGUUGAGCCGGAUUGCAUAAGGGAAAGCUUGGCGAGUGUCACUCCAGCGCAGGGAGGGGGAUCCAUUCUCUUGCCAACAGCGCCUACAUGUCUGGGUGGUGAGAGGCAAGUGCAAAAUGGAGCUCUCUGGAUGGGAGGUGUAUUUGUGGAGGGGUAUUUCAAAACCCUGGUAUGGCUCUCUCUGUGGUCAGUGGCUCAAUUCCGAAGCUUUUCGAGCUGAUCUCCGUCAUAGUCACACGGCAAACCUGAUGAGCAAAGACAGUGGAAAAGCUGCUCAGAGUGAGGAGAGAGAGCGGGAGUGUGCAUUUAAUGACCAGCACCAGCAGGUGGAUGAGCAGAACGUGGCUGCUGACUGGCACAUCACCAGAGAAAAUAACACCAUCCUGUGCAGCAAGAGCAGCCGCUGCUAUGGCCUGUGGGAGAAAACACAUGACGGAGAGAUCCGCCUGGUCAAACAAGGCUGUUGGACUUACAUUGGUGACCAGCAGGACUGCCAUGACGACCGUUGCGUGGUUACCACCACGCCGUCACAGAUCCAGAAUGGCACCUACAGAUUCUGCUGCUGCAGCACCAACAUGUGCAACGUCAACUUCACAGAGAACUGGGUCCCCAGCCCCACCAGCACCACCCAAGAGCAGCAGCCUUUGCACAGAGAUGAGGCCAUCUUCAUCGCCCUCGCGUCUGUCUCUAUACUAGCGGUCUUGAUCGUGGCGCUGUUCUUCGGCUAUCGCAUGAUGAUGGGCGAGUGUAAACAGCGUCUGCACAACAUGGACAUGAUAGAGGCCGCACCGUCAGAACCAUCUCUGGAUUUAGACAGUUUAAAACUCCUGGAAUUGAUUGGUCGAGGACGCUAUGGUUCUGUCUAUAAAGGAUCACUGGAUGAACGCCCAGUUGCUGUAAAGGUUUUUACCUAUGCCAAUCGGCAGAACUUUGUGAAUGAGCGCUCUAUCUACCGAAUCCCUCUUCUGGAGCAUGACAACAUCGCUCGAUUUAUUGUUGGCGAUGAGCGUCUCACAGCGGAUGGGCGGAUGGAGUACCUGCUGGUUAUGGAGUACUAUCCUCAUGGCUCUCUGUGUCGGUACCUGAGUCUGCACACGCUGGACUGGGCGAGCUGCUGUCGUCUGUCACAUUCGGUCACCAGAGGACUGGCCUACCUGCACACUGAGCUCCUGAGAGGAGAUUUGUAUAAACCUGCCGUUUCACAUCGGGAUCUAAACAGCCGUAAUGUUCUGGUGAAGAACGAUGGCACAUGCGUGAUCAGCGACUUUGGCCUGUCCAUGAAACUGACGGGAAAUCGCCUCGUACGGCCUGGUGAAGAGGAAAAUGCCGCCAUCAGUGAGGUGGGCACAAUCCGCUACAUGGCGCCAGAAGUGCUGGAGGGAGCGGUGAACCUCAGGGACUGCGAGUCGGCUCUGAAACAGGUGGACAUGUAUGCCAUUGGUCUCAUCUACUGGGAGACCUUCAUGAGAUGCACUGACCUUUUUCCAGGGGAGGCAGUGCCAGAUUACCAGAUGGCCUUCCAGGCCGAGGCAGGGAACCACCCCUCCUUUGAGGACAUGCAGGUUCUGGUGUCCAGAGAGAAACAGAGACCCAAGUUCCCAGAAGCCUGGAAGGAGAACAGCCUGGCCGUGCGCUCUCUCAAGGAGACUAUGGAGGAUUGCUGGGAUCAGGACGCAGAGGCUCGUCUGACAGCGCAGUGUGCAGAAGAGCGCAUGGCCGAACUGCUGCUGAUCUGGGAAAGAAACAAACCCGUCAGCCCCACCAUCAAUCCCAUGAGCACAGCGCUGCAGAACGAGAGGAAUCUCACUCACAGUCGCAGUCGCCCUUAUCCAGAUUACUCUUCAUCCUCUUACAUCGAGGAUCAUGAAGGCAUGGUGAAGAACCUCCCAGGUGACGUCUCCACGUCUGGUACGUCCUCUGUGGGUGGCCUGGGUGUGAGCGGCAUCAGUGGUGGUGUGGCGGUGGCGGGAGAGAAGAACAGAAACUCUAUCAACUAUGAGAGACAGCAGGCUCAGGCCCAAGCUCGGCUGCCCAGUCCAGAGACCAGCGGCACGAGUCUGUCGGCCACAACCACUACAACAGGCCUCACGCCCAGCACUAUCAUGACCACCAUCUCUGAAUCAGGCCACUCGGAGGAGGCCGGAGCCGGAGGAAGCGUACCAGUGUGCCUUCAGCUCACAGAAGAGGACCUGGAGACCACCAAACUGGACCCCAAGGAGGUGGACAAGAACCUGAAAGAAAGCUCUGAUGAGAACCUGAUGGAGCAUUCGCAGAAGCAGUUCAGCGCUCCUGACCCGCUCAGCUCGGGCAGCUCCAGCCUCUUGUUCCCGCUGAUCAAACUCGCCGCAGAAGUCACUGGUGGAUCAGGAACUGGCAGCCAGGUUGAUUUCGGAAUGGGCGGCAGUGGAAUGGGCGACACUCCUACAGCCAUGUUCCCUCUUCCCAAACAGCAGAAUCUCCCCAAGCGGCCCACCAGCUUGCCUCUCAACUCCAAAAACUCUGGCAGGGAGUCCUCGUCGUCACGGUUAAAGUUUGGCAAGCACAAGUGCAACCUGAAGCAGGUGGAGACGGGCGUAGCCAAGAUGAACACCGUAGUGACAGCCGAGCCACACUUGGUCACUGUCACUAACAACGGACCCAGUGUCCGUAACGGCGCUGGAGUUGUGGUUGUUAAUGGAUAUGGUGGGGGCAGUGGGGCCGGCUCCUCUGAUGCGUUUGGGAACACGAACCCAGCCGGGCCACAGGGUGACGGCGGUGCCCCUCUGCUCCAGAGCCAGCUAAGCGGAGAAGACAGCCGUCUCAACAUCAACUCCAGUCCUGACGAACACGAGCCCCUGUUGAGGAGAGAGCAGCCGGCGGCGCGCGAUCACUCCGGCCGCACCAACUCCAAUAACAACAACAGCAACAACAUCCACACAACCGCCGCUGCCACGAUUCAUACCUUAGUUCCUGUAGACGCCCAGAUGACAUUAACCAACUCUCCAGGGAAGCCAGACGGAAGGGACGAUGGCGUUCCUCUGAGACAGCAUAAGCCCAGUAGACCGGAGCGGCCAAACUCACUAGACCUGUCAGCAACUUCCCAGGAUUCUUCUCUUCUGGAAGAGGUCUUGUCACAAGAGGGAAAAGCCGGAUCGGCCGAGAAGAUUAAGAAGCGUGUGAAGACACCUUAUUCUUUGAAAAGAUGGCGUCCUUCUACAUGGGUCGUCUCUACAGAAACGCUGGACGGAGAGGUGAAUAACAACGGGCACGGCCUGAAGAUGGGGACGGGAGACACUGGAGGUAGUCACCCAGGUUCUGGCCAAUCAAAAUCCAGCAUCGCUGUGUUCCUGGUCAGUGGUGGAACUGCGACCGCCGCUCUAACCUCCGACCCGCCAGAUAUGACCAGCCUGUGAACUCGCAUCUCCGCUUUUCCUCUGAGGACGAGCCCAAAUCAGACUUUGAACACAGGAGGGGUUUGUCUAUGCUGACCAGCUGAUGACCGAAAAGAGAGUUUUUGGAAAGCAGACUCUUGACGGGACGUAAUUUGGCGAGCACUUAACUUUGUCGAACUUAUCCAACUUGUUUUGAAGAAAUCGCUUUAAACCGAACCCAGCUAUGCAGCAACAUUGGCAUAAAAUGCUUCCAUUUGUUUUUGUCGUUUCUUCUUCAAUCAAGUAUGAUUCUUGUAUGCCUGUUCUUUCAUUUGUUGCACUUUUCUUUUGUAAGUAAUCUUAACCACAGAUCCUCCGACCAUGUUAAAGACUGGUCUUAAAACGGAAAGACGUAAAUGACAAUGUGUUGAUUUAACAAUCAUAGUAGAUUGGGGCGAAAUUGAAAUCAUGUCCAUCUAAAAAAGGCACCCAAGCAGUGGUCUCUAAGACAGGGUUGACUGCAUCUCAAUGACCUUUUAACCCACCAUACAUUCAUGUUUUAUAUUUGUUGUACGUAUCUGUGUACUCAGAUUUUUUUGUAUCAUAUUUUGAAAUGUGCAAUAGACAUUAGCUUGGAGGUGCUCCAUAAGACAAUGUAACUUUGCUCUGUUUAUCGCCGCUUCUGUUUGUUUCUCGUCUUUAGUUUAAUGUCUUGAAAGGCUGCACUUAGCAGUGGCAAUCCUGUGUCCAUUCGGCCAGCCCGACUGCAUUUGAGAAACAUCGUACAAAUGACAAUCUUACACCUUUUCACCAGUCCCAUUACUCUUGAAAAGGGAGGUAAACAGAAAAUCUUGGGGUGUUCAUAACAGACAACUUCUCACAAACUUCGACGAGACAGUAUGUUUUUUUUUUUUUCUGUUACAGUACAAGUCAAGCAUCAGCCUGGACUGUUUGCUGGAAAUCAUGCUUUCUGAAGACACUGAAUAAUCAAGUCCCUCUCUGCACAUGCUCAGUGCAGUUUUACCUCUGUGAGAGUGUUUGUAAAUGUGCGUGUGUGUGUAUGGGUCUGUUUCUGCUUCACGGAGCUGCUUGGAUCACAGCUGAAAAGGCAUCAGUCAAACAAGACUUUUCACUUCCCAUCUCUGCCAGGACAAUGGACGUUUGCUUGGUGUCCUUCAGAAACCGAACAUGCACGUACAUACGGCCUGAACAAAAUAUAUACUGUAUGUACAGACUGAAGCUCACAGCUACUUUAGUUCGGUUUUAGCCUUUGUUAAAGAUAAGCUGACAUGAUUAGUGCACAUUACGAAAUCAUGAUUUUAUCCAUAUUAGCUGUUUCUGAAGUUAUUUUUUGUUCUUUUUUUUAUUUAUGUAGUAUCUAGGGCCAUCUUCAUUCUCUGGGUUUAUUAUUCUUAUGAAAUCGAAUCGAAGUUGUGUAUAAUCAUGUAAAAUUAUCUUAUUUCAAUGAUACUUUCAGUCAAAUACAUCAGAAAUGCAUGUGGUUUCACCCUUCUUUUGCAGGUCAAUCAUAUACAGUCGAGGAGAGAUUGAGCUUUUUUUUUUGGUGCCACUAGAAAUACAGUUGUAAAAGUACAGCAUCCUCAUUUUGAAAUCAUCUAUGAGAGCAGAUGAUCUUUGUACCAGCCAUAACAUGGGCCUUGUGUUUUAUCCUAACUGCUGCCUUUUGCAGAAAAUAAUGGGCAUGAGCCAUUCAAAUAAUGACAUGGUGAUUAGGAAAAUUCCCUCAUAUAGCAAGACCCGGCUUCCCUUCCCAAGAAAGCAGAUGUUUGAUCAAAGAGCACUUACCGUGCUGUAUGCAUUUUCAACAAUGAGUGUGGGGUUUUAAACCAUGAUUUGGCACAAGCCAGUAUUAUCUUUGGACUUUGUCCAGUGCAGAGCGGGGAACUUUCAAAAAGUCAUCUGAUAUGUCACUUCCAUUGGCUUUUUCUAUCGGAAAACAAGAAAAUGCAGUCCAGUUUACUUUCUCAUGCCCUCUUUUCUUAACCAAUCAGCGCUUCAGUCUGACUUUUGUAUAUGUUUGUAAUAUAGGCUAACCUCUGUAAAUAUUCAGUGCAUUUAUAUGCACAUUUACAGACUCUUCAUCUGUUGCUUUGGGACCAAGAACAACUCUAAAUCACUGUGAGAUUUAUCUGAAGAUAAACACAGAAACGUUAGACUGUUUUCAGCUAGAUACGUCAGUGUGAAUGCUGGAGUCGAACAGAAGAUUAUGAACUGAAAUAAGAAAUAAUAGCCUAAUAAAAGACAAAACAAACCUCCAGUGCUCAUUUAAAUAAAAUGAACCAACGUUUAUGAUUUAGACCAAAGCGUUUAAGCUUAAACGAGUCAUUGGAAGUGUAGUUUGUUCAAGAGGACUGUCCAUCUGCUACAUGUUAAUAACGCAAGAUGUUUACACCAGAGCCUUUGUCCAGUUUUACAGCACACUGUUGAAUACCAAAUCAUUUACAGAUACUACAUGCCUUGUUUAUUCUUGAAGAAGUCAGACUUUUUUAAUUCAGUCAAGUUGCAGGAAUGCUUUAACUAAACCAAGUUGUACUCUUGAGUGUAAAAUGAGUCCGUUACUGAAUCCUACAUCCAUUGGAACUCAUUAUACUUGCAAAAACCAAACAUGAAAAUGACUAACAAUGUGUCCCCACGAACUUUGAGUAUCAGCUGUAUUUUGGGGUGCAAAUGAGCCAACGAAUGAAGGGUCUGUGUUGACAAGCUGCUUUUUUCUUUUUACUUUUGAGUUCAUAACUGAAGCUGAAGUCUUUAUUUGGCCCCUGCAUAGAUGGAUGUUCCAAAAACAUAUAUAAAAAUAAAAAAGCAACUUACGUUUUCUAUUACAGCUUGUAAAGUAAGCACUUUGAGAAAAAAGAUCAAAUGAUAACUCAUGCUUUUAGUCUAUGCAGAACGUGUUUUAAAAUGUCAUUUAGAAAAUAAAGCUUGCUGUACAACCCUGCAUUAUUCAGUUGAUUAAAGAUUAUAUUAAUGAAAACCGG
This is a messenger RNA of Carassius auratus (goldfish), 7671 nucleotides long. Its product is annotated as bone morphogenetic protein receptor type-2-like. The transcript is spliced from 13 exons. Gene Ontology annotation, cellular component: signaling receptor complex; plasma membrane. Gene Ontology annotation, biological process: protein phosphorylation; vasculature development; cellular response to growth factor stimulus. The coding region runs from base 1439 to 4714 and encodes 1091 amino acids. The record is from RefSeq and is a predicted model, not a curated record. Gene Ontology annotation, molecular function: ATP binding; transforming growth factor beta receptor activity. Lineage: Eukaryota; Metazoa; Chordata; Actinopteri; Cypriniformes; Cyprinidae.